GAAGAAGAAGAAAAAGAAGAAGAAGAAGAAGAAGAAGAAGAAGAAGAAAAGAAGAGGAAACUUCUGUUCACUUUUACUGAAACUUUCACUUUUCAUCGCUGUGGAUAAAAGUUGGGAUUAGUGUGAAGUUGUCAAAUCAGAGGCCCAUUCAAAGGGGCUUAACUGUCAUUGAGGCUUGGAGCUUCUCUCAAGCUGUGACUUAGAGGAUCCCCAGGGAGUAUUGGGCUAAUCUCAUGUUCAUUAGCUACCACGUAUGUGAAUUUUAAUUGCACAGUUUAUAGGCCUCUGCAUCACUAUGUUUUUCUGUAUACCUUCCUCGCUGUAUCAUUGGACUUUUGAACAGAGGACUUUAUACUAAGAUAUCACAUUUCCUUCUCUCUGGACCUGUGAAACGCUUGUAGAAGCAUUUUACGGUCAAAGGGUCCAGUAGGAGGUGAUGAGCACUGCGGAGAACUGGUGGCUGGGCUUGUGGAAGUGGAAGACAGUGGCAGAGAACAAUGCCAAGUCAUUGGCAGGAAUUGUGGAGGCACUGCAGUGAAGACCUCGGUAAUCAUGGAAUCGCCUUGCUGAUCCUCAGCACCUGUCCGCCCCGCUGAGCUGAGAGAAAGUGGGUCGAGGAGGAGGAGGAGAGGCCACCAUGAAGCUAAAGCAGCGUGUCGUGCUGUUAGCAAUACUCCUCGUCAUCUUCAUCUUCACCAAAGUUUUCCUGAUCGACAACCUAGAUACAUCAGCGGCCAACCGAGAGGACCAGAGGGCCUUUCACCGAAUGAUGACUGGCUUGCGGGUGGAGCUGCUGCCCAAGUUGGACCACACCCUGCAGUCUCCUUGGGAGAUUGCGGCCCAGUGGGUGGUGCCCCGGGAAGUGUACCCUGAAGAGACACCAGAGCUGGGAGCAGUCCUGCAUGCCAUGGCCACCAAGAAGGUCAUUAAAGCUGAUGUGGGCUAUAAAGGGACACAGCUAAAAGCUUUACUGAUCCUUGAAGGAGGACAGAAAGUUGUCUUCAAACCUAAGCGGUACAGCAGAGACUUUGUGGUAGAAGGGGAGCCGUAUGCUGGUUAUGACAGACACAACGCAGAGGUGGCAGCUUUUCACCUGGACAGGAUUCUGGGUUUCCGCCGAGCUCCCUUGGUGGUUGGCAGAUACAUUAAUCUGAGGACAGAGAUCAAGCCUGUGGCCACAGAGCAGCUGCUGAGCACCUUCCUAACUGUAGGGAAUAACACGUGUUUCUAUGGGAAGUGCUAUUACUGCCGAGAAACAGAGCCAGCCUGUGCUGAUGGAGACAUGAUGGAGGGAGCCAUCACGCUUUGGCUCCCAGAUGUGUGGCCUCUGCAGAAACAUCGACACCCCUGGGGCAGGACCUACCGAGAAGGCAAAUUGGCCAGGUGGGAAUAUGAUGAGAGCUACUGCGAUGCUGUGAAGAAAACGUCCCCUUACGACUCAGGCCCACGCCUCUUGGACAUCAUUGACACUGCUGUCUUCGAUUACUUGAUUGGCAAUGCCGACCGCCACCACUAUGAAAGCUUUCAAGACGAUGAAGGCGCUAGCAUGCUUAUCCUUCUUGAUAAUGCCAAAAGCUUUGGGAAUCCCUCGCUGGAUGAGAGAAGCAUCCUUGCCCCUCUCUAUCAGUGCUGCAUCAUUCGAGUUUCAACCUGGAACAGACUGAACUACCUGAAGAAUGGAGUGCUAAAGUCUGCCUUAAAAUCCGCCAUGGCCCACGACCCCAUCUCCCCAGUGCUCUCUGAUCCACACUUGGACUCUGUGGACCAGCGGCUGCUGAACGUCCUUGUCACCAUCAAGCAGUGCACUGACCAGUUUGGGGUGGACACGGUGCUGGUGGAAGACAGGAUGCCACUCUCCCACUUGUAACUCUGAACAGGAAACAAGUGGGACUGAUUUUUACAAAGAUAAACAGCACAAUCAAUUCCAAGUGGCAUGUGACGGCCGGAAGUGGCCAGCAGCAGGUUCUGGUGUAGAAGACAGGGUGGCCCCGGGCGUGCCCAGUGUUCUCUGCAGUGUCCGCGUGGGAGCUUGUCUCUGGAUUCACCUGACGGCCUCCAAGUUGCCCGUUCAAGCGGCGGGGACCAGCUCCGGUCAGUCUUGUCCCCACACCAAGGGACAAAGAGGUGUGACACUGGCUGAGGAAGUGCGUGUCUGCCGUAAACCUUGCCAUCGUCACCACACCCAUGGAUUCUGUAGACUCACUCUGUAGUCCUUGUGUCUGCAAAAACAAAAGCAAAAACAAGAAAAGGCCGAACUAGUCAGAUUGCAAAUGUUCAGACAAAAGAGCACAGUGCUGGAGGAGACCCAUUUCUAAGAUGGAGGAAGGGAAGGCAGGAGGGUGUUGGGGCUCUUAGCUGUUGAGUGCUAUGGAUUUGACAUCUCAGGGAAGAGAAGAGGGAAGGACUCACGCUGUAGAACCAGGAAGAUGACUGACGUCCUGAAAAUGAGCUUCCCCUGUAUUUAGGUUCUGUUCAAAUUAACCAAAACGGUCUCUAGAGGAAAUACGAUUACAACCCAAGCACGAUCCCCUACAGACACUAAUUUACCCCCUUGCCUACCUUUUGCCCAAAGUAGCAAAACAAGCUGAAAUAAUGUAAGUUA
Molecule: messenger RNA, 2602 nt
Organism: Peromyscus leucopus (white-footed mouse)
Lineage: Eukaryota; Metazoa; Chordata; Mammalia; Rodentia; Cricetidae
Product: glycosaminoglycan xylosylkinase
Exons: 1
Coding region: 638-1867 (409 amino acids)
Biological process (GO): protein phosphorylation
Cellular component (GO): Golgi apparatus
Molecular function (GO): phosphotransferase activity, alcohol group as acceptor
Source: RefSeq, a predicted model, not a curated record